Molecule: messenger RNA, 2877 nt
Organism: Podarcis raffonei (Aeolian wall lizard)
Lineage: Eukaryota; Metazoa; Chordata; Lepidosauria; Squamata; Lacertidae
Product: zinc finger protein RFP-like
Exons: 9
Coding region: 136-1803 (555 amino acids)
Molecular function (GO): protein binding; zinc ion binding
Source: RefSeq, a predicted model, not a curated record
CUGUCGGAACUGAAAAGAAAAAAAAGAAAAAGCCACGUGGGCGUUGAGUUCCGGAGUCCUUUGCAGGAAGGGGAAAACCCAGCGGCUGAAAACAGAAGAGGUGAAAUUUGACUCUUUCUUUGGCGCGAGGGAGCCAUGGCUGCUGCUGCUGCUGCAGGGAGUCCCGUGCAAGAUCUCUGCGACGAAGCCACUUGCUCCAUCUGCCUGGAGUAUUUCAAGGAUCCAGUGACCACCGCAGAGUGUGGGCACAACUUCUGCCGGUCCUGCCUGGUCCAGUGUUGUGGGGCGAGAGGCAGGCAGGCCUCCUGCCCUCAGUGCAGAAAAACAGUCCAGAAAGGGAAUCUCAUCCCAAACCGGCAACUGGCUCACCUUGUGGAAUUGAUCAAGAAGCUCAGUCUCGAAAGGGAGGAGGAGGAAGGACGGAAGGGGGGAGUCUGUGAGAAGCACCAGGAGCCCCUGAACCUCUUCUGCGAGGACCAUGAAAGUCCUAUCUGUGUGGUGUGUGAGAAAUCCAAGAUGCAUGAAAAUCACAAGGUGAUUCCUCUGGAGGAGGCUUUCGAGGAAUACAAGGGACUGAUUUGCAGCCGCCUGGAGAUUCUGAUGAAAGAGAAAGAGAAAAUUAUGGCCUGUCAAGCAGACCUGGACAAGGAAAGCCAAGACCUUCUUAAAUUAACAGAAACCGGGAGGCAGAAGACAGUGGAGAAAUUCAGACAACUGCAGCAGUUUCUCAAAGAACAAGAAAAACACCAUCUGGAUCAUAUAGAAGAGGUGGAGAAGGAGGUUGCAAGGAAAAGGAAUGAGCAGCUGGCCAGGCUCUCCAGGGAACUUGCCCAUCUUGAAAAGGUGGUCCAGGAAAUGGAGAAGAAGCGUCUGCAGCCAGCAAACGAACUCCUGCAGGAUGUGAGGAGCACCUUGCAGAGGUAUGAGAAAAGAGAGACAUUGGUGAAUCCACUGGCUUUCCCUCCAGAGCUGAAGGGGAGAAUCUCAGAAUUCUGUGAUAUAAACCCUCUCCUGGAGGAUCUCAUGAAGCAAUUCAAAGACGCUCUGUUACUCAGAGAACAGCUUCAAGAAGAGGUUCUGUCAUUCGGAAAACCUCAGAAAGAAGGACAGCAGAGAGCGGCAAUGGAAGGUCAGGACCCAGCGGGGGCUGGGGCAGCGGAGCCAAGAGACCCCCUGAAUGAACUCCAGCAAUACAGCUGGCAGCUGGAAUCACAAUUAGAUACAUUAGCAGGAGCCCUGGGAGAACAGAGAUUGCACCUAGAGGCAGAGAGGACUCUCAGAGCAACAAAUGUCACUCUGGAUCCAGACACAGCCUAUCUCAGGCUCAUCCUGUCCGAGGAUCGGAAAAGUGUGAGACUGGGAGAUAAAAGGCAAGCCCUGCCCGACAAUCCUGAGAGAUUCAACAAUUGUACUUCUGUGUUGGGACGUGAGGGAUUCACAGCAGGCAGACAUUUCUGGGAGGUCACUGUGGGAAGCGAGGGAUGGUGGACUGUGGGGGUUGCCAGGAAGUCUGUGAAGAGAAGGAGCUUUCUUCCCUUCAGUCCUGAGGGAGGAAUCUGGGCUGUGGAGAAGUCUGAAAGCAAGUACUGGGCCUGCACCUCCCCUGAUGACCCUCCUCUGUCCCUGAGUGGGGACCUCAAGAGGAUCCGGGUGACUCUGGACUAUGAAGAGGGACGUGUGUCAUUUUUUGACGCUGACUCAGGAGCCGAACUCUACACGUUCUCAGGAGCCUCGUUCUCUGGAGAGACUCUCCUCCCAUUCUUUUGUCUGGGUGGAGGUAAAACUCAGCUCAGUAUCUCCUGAAGACACUAUAUUUGCCUCACAGGCCCAGCAGAAGUUUCUCUCCUGACCAGAAUGACUGAUAUAAAACCAGCAUUUCCCUCUCAAGAGCAUUUUUUGGCAGCUUUUCUGGGACCCUUUGAGAGGAUUCGUUCUAGUCACAAUUGGCACAAGCAACAAAACAAACAAAAAUUGGUUCUUUUCCCUUCCCUUUCCCGGAAUUUACUCUGCAGCGGAGUUUUUUAAGAAAAAGAAACACCUGAACAUUCCCAAUAAAUAAUCUUUUCCCUCAAAAGCCUCCAUCACUCGAUUGCUGUUAUCUAUCUUCAUUAAGCAUUAGCAAUAAAUAAAGAAGUAAAUGAAAGGAAACAAAUAUUCAUUAGCUAGGAAUUCAAUCCCAACUGUGUCAGUGAGAGCACCAAAUUUUGGAGAGCUCUGGGCGGGAUGUGGAUUUUGAUUGGCCUUAUUUCUUAUUUGUGGUAAACAACUAAGAAGAAGAUUAAAAUUUAAAAAGAAGGAAUCCGCUAUUCAGAAAUUAUCUGGGCUGGGUGAAAAUGAGGUGGCCAAAUUCACUGAGGACUUUCAAUGGUCCAAGGUGUGGAAACUAGAAGGGAUUGAUUGUGAGGAUAUUUCCAAACUGACUAAAUGGACAUAAAAAUAUCUAAAUGGUAAGUAAUGAAAUUUGGGGCAGAAGCUCCUAACUUCACUUAUAAGGUAAUGAUGACUGAAGGUGGGGGGUGAGUGUGGAGGAAGCUUUUGAGGCCAUUCUUUGUGUGCCGCCUCCUCAAAGGCCCGGAGGAUGGCAACACAUGAAUGGGCCUUUUCUGCAGUGUCUCCCCUCCUCUUGGAGGAGGAGUCCGGGAGGGCAAGAGUUAACACCCCUCUGCCCUUAAGGAGAGUCCAUAUGUACAUGUUUAACAGUUUAAUAAAUUGUUCUGUGCACACUUAUCUUCAGCAAGAUGGGAACAUGAGCCCAAAUAGUUUCAUGUGGCAAGCGAGGGAGCCAUAUGCAUUAUGACUCAGGAGCCGAACUCUACACGUUCUCAGGAGCCUCGUUCUCUGGCGAGACCCUCCUCCCUUUCUUUCGUCUGUGGGGAA